Babesia bigemina is the source of this 387-nucleotide messenger RNA. RefSeq lists its product as hypothetical. The coding region runs from base 1 to 387 and encodes 128 amino acids. The transcript has a single exon. The record is from RefSeq and is a predicted model, not a curated record. Lineage: Eukaryota; Apicomplexa; Aconoidasida; Piroplasmida; Babesiidae.
AUGACCAAAGUGCUGACCUAUGUGCUGCCCAAAGUGUUGACCAAUGUGUUGACCAAUGUCAUAAACAAAGUGGUGACCAAUGUGCUGACCAAUGUCAUAAACAAAGUGGUGACCAAUGUGCUGACCAAUGUCAUAAACAAAGUGGUGACCAACGUGGUGACCAACGUGGUGACCAAUGCCAUGACCAACGUGCUGACCAAUGCCAUGACCAGAGUGCUGACCAAAGUGCUGACCAACGUAAUGACCAACGUAAUGACCAAUGUGCUGACCAAUGCCAUGACCAAAGUGCUGACCAAAGUGGUGACCUACCACCUGACCAAAGUGCUGACCAAUGUGCUGACCAACGUGUUGACCAGAGUGGUGACCAACGUGGUGACCAAGUGGUGA